AUGACGGACACUUCCAUGAGGAACAGUACUUUGAAAAUUCCUAGUACAGUGAAUUCUGCAGAUGCUGAAUUCGGAAGUACAACGAGUCUAGGUAACUUUGUUGAACUGCUGCCUCCAGAAGUCACUUAUAAAAUUUUCAGCCAGCUAGACAUUCACAGUUUGUGCAGAGCUUCUGAGACAAGCUGGAGUUGGAAUCGCGCAAUAAAAAACCAUGAUGCCUUAUGGAAACCUCACUGUUUGACGGCAAGAGCUGUCUGCCAAAGAGAAAUAGACGAUGACAUAAAAAGUGGUUAUACCUGGAGGGUAAUACUCCUGAGAAAUUACCAGAAGAGUAAAGUGAAACAUGCGUGGCUAAGUGGCAGAUACAGCAACAUACGUUCUCCUGCUAACCUGCCGGAAAAAUUAAUGUGCCCCCUGGAUGCAGAUACAUGGGGGGAAAUCCUAGACGCAGAACUGGAAAGAGAAAGUUGAAAAAUCUCAGUAGAUCUCAUGGUGUUGAUGGCACAGAGAUCUACUGCAAGAGACUUUCUAAAAUAUGAUAAUGUUUUUCUCAGUUUUUAAAAUAUUUAGCAUUUGAAAGAAAACAAAGUUGAAUGUGAAACUUUGUAUCUUGCACUUUAGUUAAAAAUUUUUCGGGUUUUAAACUGUGAGAAAUCAUGAAAUGUUAUUUUUAUAAGACACAAUAGGCUGAUAGAAUGGUUUUGGAAUGUUUCAUGUAUUUGUGUUAGACUGUUGUAUGACUUUAAGUAAUAGAAUUUACUGCUCUUUUGUACUUAAUUUUUCAAGAAUUCAGAGGCUACCUGAAGAAACUUAUUUAAAGAUUCAUUAUAAAUAAGUAUCAAUAUACACUUACUUCACUUAUGUCAAGUGAGAAUAGUUUGUAGUAUAUGUAAACUAAUACUAUAAUUACAUGUUAAUAGCUACAGUUUUCACUUCUGUGAAACAGAUUGAACUGUCAAAUAAUGAAAACCUUUAAAAUGUGUUAAACCUAAUCUUGAAGCCGAAACUCUCAGAUUAAGACUUACAUUAUUUUUCUGCAAACCUGAGAUCAUCUCAGAAGCUUUAACUGUGAAAAGUUUGAGAACAUUUAAGAACCGUUAGAACCACCAAAGGUUGUUUGUUGGCUUUGUCAAUGGCAUGCCAACAUCCUCAUAGCGCCACCUAGUGGAUGCUUAGUGCUUCUCCUUACUUAACAAGAAAAUGUUCUCCAAGCCCUAUUUAUCUUGAUAAAGUGUAUCUUUGCAGGGAGGAACCUCUUUUCAACUUUGUUUCUUUUUUUCAUAAAAGGAGAGUAUGCAGCAGCAUUCCCUCUACUAGGUUAUCCCACCUGAAUUUGUAAACCAUAGUAGAAAGUGCCUGCAAAUGUGGUCAUUUGUAUGGGGUUUUCUAUAGUUACUAUUCCAUACCUUUCUGUUGUUGUGAUAAAAACAUCCUGACCAAAAACAGCUUAUGAAAGAAAGAGUGUGCUUAGCUUAUAGUUCCAAAGCAAUAAGAGCCAUCAUUUCAAGGGAGGAGAGUAGCAGACACAGAAGAUAGAGCAGAAAGCUGAGAGAUCACAUCAACGAAAAGCAGGAAUCGAGAGUAAACUAGAUGGAGGUGAGGCUUUAAAAGCCUCGCCCCAGUAACACAUGCUUCCUCCAGCAAGGCUGCACCUCCUAAACCUCCCCAGACAGCACUACCAACCAGAAACCAACAAGUAUUCAAAUACGGGAGCACCAUGUAGAACAUUUCUUAUCAAACUACCAUAGUUUAAAAUAAAUCUAGGAGGCCAGUAUUUGCUAACUAGACAGCCAUCAGAACAAUGCCCCAUCAUAUACAAAUACUUUUUGUUGCAUCACAUGGAUGAUUAUUAUCUAUUAAUAUCUUAGAGUUGGAAAUGAUCUUGAAAACCAGGCAGGGCAGUUUCCAGAACUAGUCAGUAAUUUCCUGUCAGUACACUGAAGUCUCAGACACCCCAAGUUCAAAAACAGCAGUAGUUUCUCCAUUACAUUGUAAGGCAGUACUCUCCUAGGACUGCUGCAGUCAUUGGAAAUUCUCCUCAAAACACAAGAUCAUCCAUAGCAUUUGUCUCUCGCCCUGUUUCUACUGCUAGGAUUAGACCACUUAGUCCUUCUCUAGGUUCCUAGGCUUGCUAUCUGAAUGCUUCCAGAUAGCCAGCCUGUCUCUUUCUACUGUCUUCUCCCUGUUCCUUCUGACAGUCACAUGCCAUAAUUUCUGGGCCAAGCAGCACUCUCUGCUGUUCAUGCCCUCAAAUUCGUGAUUGGGAAGGAAGAUAUCCUGCUGAUCUCAUUUAGGAAGAGAUCAUUAAAAAGCACUUUGAAAUCUUGAAAACAUGGAAGUGAAGCAGUAAGGAGCUUACUGGAUGACACUGAAUGUAUAUGCAGGUGUUGUGAGCUAUGUCCCAUAAUGAGUGUUCUACCUGUCACCUUUUUCUGUUAAUACAGAAUGCCCUGAGGAGGGGGAAGCGCCCUUCUCAUUCAUGGCACCCUCUCUGUCAACCUCUGUGUUGAGUCUAAGAAUGGAACGUGACUGAAACCACCUCGUUCUUAAACUGGAAUGCAGAAGUGAUGAAACUGUUUCCUGCUGCAAAGAGAAAUGGGUCCUUAGUCAGAGAAUCCACAUCCAAUAGAAAAACAAAGGAAGUGGAAGAGAGAGUGUAGUGAUAACUCUAUUCAGUCAGUCCACUUGUCUAAACCAGUACAAAUUGCACUAAAAAACCCUUAGAGCUUUCUUACUGGUUUACAAGUGUGUGACACUCGUGGUUUACAUUAGUGUCUUAGCUUUGGACUAGGAACCCUACCUGUAGGGCUUCCUUUGCCUGUUUUUUAAGUAUGUGAUACUUGUCAUUUACAUUAGUAUAUUUGUUGUAGAGAUCUCAACCCUUGCUUUGAAUCCUCCCUUAGUCCUGCCAAACUUGUGUCCUGAAGGUAAUCCCUUGCCUUAGGUGCUCUUAGCAUGCAUUUCUUUCUCCAUCUUCUUCUGUAACUUGUUCUUCCCACAAACCUUGAAAUUGCUGCUAAGACACAAGUAGCUUACUUCCUAAAUGUCUUCGCUACAUUUUUGUUGUUGAUUUGAGUGACACUUGCUUCUUGUCUUAGUUUGAAGGCAAGCAUCUCACCAUCCUAAAACUAUCCAUUAUAUGCUGCUGUUCUUGAAGGUUCAGACUGUUGUUCUCUUAUGUUCUGAACGUCUGCUCCCCCAUUAUCACUACCAUUGUGGGUGCUUAUGGUGUCCGUAUCCAUGACUCCACAUCACAUUUGCCCAUUGUCUUCCAGAAACGCUUCUGCCAACCUGUUGGAAUCAUUGCUAAGUCACUAAUACCACAACCAGAGCUCAUUAAAGCAAAAGACUAGUUAUCCUUUCAACCCCUACCCAGGAAAGUGGCCAGGGCUUUAGGUAGUUAACAGUGUUUCUGCUUUUCUCAUUCUGAGACCAUCCAGCCAAGAAUCAGUUCUUACUGGUUUAGUAAUCUGAGCAUUCUGACCCUUCUCCAUAUUUUCUCUGCUUUAUUACUUCUUAUCCUUGUUUGAAACUGACAAGGCUAAGAUCACCUCCUAACUGAUCACCUUCCUCUCACUGGUGAUGGAUCAGUCUUCCUAAUUAGCAUGUCACUUCUAAGUUAGAUCAUUUGCUACAUUCAGGCAGAAUGACUCUGAAAGGCCAGGGAGGCCUUUCAUGAUGCACCCUGGCUUACCCCUGUAGCGUUUUCUCUCACAACUUUCCAUUCUGUUAUCUUUCAGUUCAGUCACACUGAACAGCAUUUGCAGUUGCCUGGCCGUGUUUGCCCCCUUACCUGUGUCCCUUUGUGCAGGUUAUGUGACGGACACACUGACAGGGUUCUCCCCUUCCUCUACCUACCAGCAACUCCUGAUUUGGCAAAAUCUUUCACGGCUAAAACAUCCAUAACUGUAUUGUUCUGGACUAAGUUAUCCUUCUAAAGUCCAUACAUAUCUUUUUUUUUUGUAACAUUCUCCUCAAAAGUUUUCACAUUGUGUUGUCUGUUUACCUGCCCCUAUAGAGUGUGAAUUUCUUAGUAACUGGAACCAUGUUUUAAUUUAUUUUUCUUCCCUCUAAAUCUGCUUCUAAAUUAUUUGUUAAAAUGUCUUAGUAAUUUAUUGCAUUAUUUAUUAUUAGGAAUCAUAUGCAGAAUGUACAAGAAAAUGUAUUGAUAUGAUACUAUAAUAUAUGUAUUAUUAUGGUACCACAUUUACUAUUUGUUAGUGGAUAAUGCUAUAUUGAAAUGCAAAAUAUGAUUGUGGAGUGUCUGAGAUACUCGAUUUUAAUGUUAAAAUAUAAAUGAUUGUUGUAGUCAUCCUCAAAGGUGUAAGUGGAACUUAAAGUAUUUUUGCUAAAUUUUUAAUAAACACUUGAAAAUAAAUUCAAUUUUAAAAUAGCAGAUAUAAAUGAUCUUCUAUUGUUAGCCACCCCUGUCAAUUUCAAGUAUUACCUUGGCAAGUAAAUAAACCAUAAGCCGUUUUCUAUUUUGUUAAAACAAUUCUUUCUAUAACAAGGAACACUUUAGAACAUCGGUUUUAAGAUUUUUGAAAUUAUUUUGGGAAGCUUCAGUCAUUGAGCAACUAUGUUUCUGAGAAUUACAAAUUAUAGUUACCCAUGCUUCUUAUACCUUAUGAUGUUAGUCAGGUUAUAGAUGUGUUCAGAGAUGUACCCAACAUAGAUAUUUGAUCUUCAAACACUUCAAAGACCUACAGAAUAUGGCAUUUAAAUGUUUUAAUAAUUUAGAACUCCGUUGAUGUGAGACCCAAUUGCUCCUGCCAGCACCCAGCUAUUCCCGAGAGUAUGAAGGGCACCAUUGACACUCCAUCUGGGGUUUGUUCUCUUCUUAGAUUCUGGCCCCUUGGGCAAAGAACUGCCCCUAACUCAACUGCUGACUUUGGACAAAAUCCUGUCCUAACUGGGCUAGCAAGAGACAAACUUAGAGACUGCUGAAUCUUGCCAAAUCAGGGUAAGACAGUCUUUCAGUUUCCCUGCUUCUGUGUUGGUCUGUCAGAUACUCUAGGCCUUAGCCAAAGUUGGUUGCCCCGACGUUACUGUGAGACCUUGGGUGACUGCAGGUCACCUGCUGUUUCUGUCUUCACUUGCACCUUUAGGAUGUCACAUGCUUGCACUUCCUGCCUACCCUAGUAAUGUUAUUUUCCUUCUCAGGUCUUUGAUGAUGUUGAAGACUAGACAGUCACAGCUCAUAUGCUCUCUUAUCUUAGAUAGAAAAUACUAAGAUACAAGACUUGGAGUUUCCAGAUUAGGACAGCUAUUGGAGUAAUCUCUGUUAUAUGUCUUUACCCUGAAACUGAACAUGUAAAAUAUGUCUAUUGCUCAUUGUUGCUCUUGCUGGUUAUCAGUUUUAUUUUGUGUAUGUUUUACCUUUCCUUCUCCUGGAAUACACUUGUCAUUGGUUAUCAUUGUAUAUAGUUUUUGUAUCAGGCUUAAAACCUUAUUCUUUAGACAAAAAGGGGAAUUGUAGUGACAUCUUGCCUUGUCAGUGAACUUGUAGUAGUCGCCACACCCUUUGGGUGUGGUUUCAGUUUUGGAUGUGUCCCCUUUAAGGUAGAGGAGCUGCGUCCGUCGGAGAUCUCUGAGGUCGAGGAGAGCAUCGGAAGGGCAGAGACUGCAUUUUCUGGAGCAAGAAGGUUGCGGCGGUUAUUUACUCUUAUCUGUGUAAAUUCUUCCCCAAUAAAACACCUAUUUAUCAUUUA
Molecule: messenger RNA, 5711 nt
Organism: Cricetulus griseus (Chinese hamster)
Lineage: Eukaryota; Metazoa; Chordata; Mammalia; Rodentia; Cricetidae
Source: RefSeq, a predicted model, not a curated record